Sceloporus undulatus (fence lizard) is the source of this 7271-nucleotide messenger RNA. RefSeq names its product BCL2 antagonist/killer 1 (gene BAK1). Gene Ontology annotation, molecular function: protein heterodimerization activity; protein homodimerization activity. The transcript is spliced from 6 exons. Lineage: Eukaryota; Metazoa; Chordata; Lepidosauria; Squamata; Phrynosomatidae. Bases 182 to 823 code for a protein of 213 amino acids. Gene Ontology annotation, biological process: intrinsic apoptotic signaling pathway in response to DNA damage; regulation of apoptotic process; extrinsic apoptotic signaling pathway in absence of ligand. Gene Ontology annotation, cellular component: mitochondrial outer membrane. The record is from RefSeq and is a predicted model, not a curated record.
CAGCCUCGGAAGCAGGAAGGAGGGCCAGGAGGAGGAGGAGGAGGACCACAUUCUCUCUCUCUCUCUCAGCCCUUUCUGGCCCGGCAGAAGCAGCAGCCGCCGCCGCCUGUAAAGGCAGGGCCCGGCUGGCGGUGGAUUCUUGGGGAUUACCGCUGUUUUUCCCUCAAAGCUCCACUGCAGCAUGGACUCAAGAAAUGGCAGUGACCCAACAGACAGGAACACAAGGAGACGCAGAUCAUCCGUGGAAAUUGCAUCAGAAGACCAGGUGGCUCAGCAGACCGAAGAGGUGUUCCAGAGCUAUGCUUUCUACCGGUAUCAGCAAGAGCAGGAGCAGACUGAAGGAGAUGUGCCACACGACCCAGAAAUAGCUGCAAUCCAGCAGGAGCCAAAUAGCACAAAUUGCCAGGUGGGCAGGCGCCUGGCCCUUAUUGGCGAUGACAUCAAUGCCCGCUACGACAAGGAGUUCUCAGAUAUGUUGAAGUCACUGCAGCCAACAAGGGACAAUGCCUAUGAAUACUUCACUAGAAUAGCCACCAGUUUGUUUGAUAGUGGUAUAAACUGGGGUCGUGUGAUAGCACUGCUGGGCUUUGGCUACAGGAUGGCAAUACAUGUAUACCAGCAUGGGGUGACCGGCUUCCUGAGGAGAAUUGCACGCUACAUCGCUGAUUUUGUGCUUCGUAACCACAUUGCCCAAUGGAUUGCCCAGCAGGGAGGAUGGGUGGCAGCACUGGACUUAAACAAUGUGUACUGGAAGUAUGUGGUGACAGUGGCUGCGGUGAUCUUGCUUGGCCAGUUUAUGGUGCGACGCUUCUUCAGCCAGUGACAGGGAAGGAGUGUUGCAGGCCUCAUCUGCAGGCCAGCCAUGGACUAACUGCUCCACGGUGAUGUUUUGGAAGAGAGGAGGAUUCUAAAAAAACAACCAAAGGAAGCCAGAUGUGCUUUACCAGCUUCAGCUCCAGAAUGUCAUCAGUUUAUUAAUAAUCCACAUGGAGACUCCAAAAGCAGGGAAUCCAAAGUAUAGUGUUAAAAGAAAGGGUGUAAGUGAGCAUAGGACAGGUGUCAGAGACCAGAGGUGGUUUGGCGAAAAGCCAGUAAUGUUUUCACAGUCUUGUGAGAAAGCAAAAGCAAAAAGCCUUUGUAGAGCGUGUCUCCACAAGUUUCUUAAGCAGAACAAAUCUUUCCUUCUCCCCACAGAACAUUAUCAGGGUCAGUUGAAUCCUCACCUUUGAAAAGCAGAUUUGUGAGCCUCAUGCAAUAUUGUUUCUUGCUCCCUUUGAACAUGUUAGGAUCAAUUUUUUAACAUCCAUUAGCUUUUCCAGCAUUGAAAUAAUCAUGUGGCUAUUAAUCAUGUAGAACCAUCUGUGGAUUUAUCUGAAAAUCAUGUGUGUCAUUAGCACCCUCUCAAAUGUGUAUGGGGAAAACCUGUAGCCAACAGCCUAAUCCUUCCUGUCAAGGGUUGGAAUCCAACCUGGUCUGUACCACCCCCAAGGCUAAAGGUGAGAGUGAAAGAAAUCCCCCAUUGUAAUCUCUAGCCAGAUAUGGUGGAAAGGAUUCAGUUUCUCACUCUCAGCUGGCACUGAGUUUGAACCAUCUCUGUUGCCUUGUCUCCUAAUAUGGUGGCUGGGAAGCUCACCUGUGAGCCAUCUAGAGCUCCUGAAAGCACCAGCUGAGAGCACUUUGCUUCCCCAGACUUUCCAACACAGGGAAGGUAAAGCUGGACACUCAGCCAAGUGCUUGCAAGCACUAAUUGAGUCCUGAUUAGGACUUGGGGAGUGCUUGCAAGCCUGGCUGAAAGUACUACUUGCAGGGAACGAGUGGCUGAAGAGAAGCUGGGCUAUUGGCCAAAGUGGGAGGUAAAAAAGUUUCAGCUCAUGCUUUGACAGAGAACUCAAUCAUGUUAAGCCAUUGCUCUGACAUCAUCCAGCCCACAGAGUGUCAUUAGGUGGGAUUCUGAACCCUACCUGGAAGUACAGUGAGCCCACCAUAUCAGCAGACUAGCCAACUGUGGAUUUGAGCAUCCCUGAAUCGCCUCACCCCACUGUUGUCAGUGGUGGCAUUUGCAUGCACCUCUGCUGGCACAACCACACAUACGUUGCAGUCCAUUGACUAUAACUGGGGCUUCAGCAUGCAUGGCUUUUUCUCAUCCACAGGUGGGCCUGGAACCAAACCCUUGUGGAUGGGUAAAGGCAUACUGUAGUUCCUUAUCCCUGCUCUGAUAUCUGGGUAUGUACCUGAAUAAUAUGUACCUAAUGAUUUGGAUCAGGGGGAUUUUUACAAUAUUUUACAUAUGGACUCUCCUUCAUCCAUCUAAUUAUUUCAUAGGCCAGAGAUAUAGCUCUGCAGAGCUUUGUCAUCAUCUCAUUUGUUUUCAGCUACUUAGCAAUGAUCCCUCUUGGUCAUUAUGAAGAGAAAGCCAUUUCUAAAGGGGCCAAAUUCGAUUCACUUCUCUUCCAAUUGAAUUCAUAGUUGAUUCCUCCCUCUCUACAUGCAGCCUUAUUACUAUUCUGUGAACAGGAGGAGGGUUUAUAGGGGGCAGGUGAGUGAGUUGAUAUUUCUUGAACUGGUGAAGGAAAAUUAAGAAACGGGAGGGGGGGGGUAAUCUGCCUCCUUCCAUAUUCCAUCAGAUUUUUUGCCCUCCUGACAAGUAGUAACCAAAACUUAAAUGUGCCUUACACAAAGAAAAGACAAAAAAAUGAUUUCCUGCUAACUAAAACAUGAAUCAAAAUUUCUGAUGAAAAACAUGGGGACAAACUGGGUACAUUGAGCACAUUUGAAAGCCACAAAACGUGUUUCCCUUGUUGAAAUGUCUGCAUCUUGCUUCUGAGUAAAUGUGAAGACGAUCAAGCUGCAAGUCCAAGAAUUUCAGUGGGAAAGUUGAACGCAUUCAGAACUCUUUCAGCUGAAAUUGAUGGGUUGUAGACAUGCUUACUUUUGUCUGAAUCAUGCUGCCCUGAAGUUCUUGUUGGCUGUUUUCCAACCAUUUUAAUGGAAAUAUUAACAGGUUUGUAAACCUGGAGCUUCACUUUCAAAGCAGGGUUUUCUUUAAAGUCUACUUUGGCUUUAAAAAAAAUAGCCAUAUUCCUUCCCUCAGCACUUCUUUUAUGCAUAAUUUUGUCUUGCUGCUAGAUUUCACAUCGUUGAAAUCUGGGCUGAAACUACUGUUGACUUCAGUGAAGCCAAGAUUUUGAACACACAACUGUGGGUUCUUUUUCCUUGCUUUACAGAGCUUUGUCAAUAGAUCUGCUUAAUCAUUUCUUGAUAACUUUUUUCUGUUUCCUAAAGCUCUUUAAAUGGAAGACUUGAAAGCUAAUCCUAUAUAUUCUGUACAUUUUAAUUUUUUAAAAUUCACUCCAUAUUCUUAAAACAUCUGAGUGCAUAUGGCAACAAUAUUUGCUUUUCUUAAAAUAUUGAUUUAACUAACAAUAUUCAAACUUGGUUAUGCUGUUAAAAGAAUUGUCAUGUGUUUCUUGUGUAUUUAAUACCAGUUUUAUGCAAUAUUACUUUGAAUUAAAUCCCAUUUUCUUUCCAGGGAGCAUAUUUACCUUGUUUUCAGAUUUCAAAAAUUGAUUGUUUUUGUUUUUAUAGUUGACAGUAAAGCCCAGAGCUUGAAAAUAAUAUGUUUGUUGUUGUUGCAUAACAAGAGUAAAAAGAAAAGACUUCACAUUGUGAUUCUACCAUAAAGAGGAGCACAGUCCUUGCCUCUUUCAGGAUAGCUUGGUCUUUCAUUUAGUUCAUGAUUGACACUGACUAUCAUUUUCAUGCCCUUAAAGAUCUAAAAUUGUUUUGUCCUCUUAUCUGAGCACACACUCUUAGUAAGUCCCAUUGAACUCAAUGGGACUUACUUCUGAAUAAUGCUGUUCUUCAUCUCUGUUCUGUCCUUGCACUAGGUCCAUCUCUAUGGUAGUCCUCUGGGCAAAAACAGCUGCAGAUCUGUAACUUUUAUGAAGUCCCACAGUGCUGGAGAAGGCAAAUUUUGUGCUGGUUUUGUAAUGGAGAGCAGGGCUCUCCUACUGGUGGUAAAUAUCUUGGAGCCUCUUUUGUAGUCUUUUUCUGCUUUCCCAGUCCUGAGUGUGGGUUAGGACCUUUCUCUCAGAAUGGAUCGUCCUUCUGUGGCUUCUCUGAGCCCUCCAGAACCUUGAGAUGAAAGACAGGUCCCAUUCUCCCCGUGUCUCUUCCCUCUUUCCCUACCACUCCACUGGUUGCCCCAUGCUGGCAUCCUACCUCAGAACUUUCAGGUUUGUAUGAGAGACAGAAAAAGGCUCACACUAGCUGUAUCUAUAUUGCAAUUAAUACAGUUCAACAUUGCUAUAGCUGCCAUGACUCAAUGCUAUGGAAUUCUCGGAUUUGUAGAUUUGUGAGAUAUUUAGCCUUCUUUGCCAGAGAGCUCUGCUGCCAUAACAAACUACAAAAUCCAGAAUUCCAUAGGAUGGAGCCAUGACAGUUAAAGCAGUGUCAAACUGUGUUAAUUCUGCUGUGUAGCAGCAGCCACUGACAAGGGUACAAACUAACACAUAGAAAAUAGCAGCUGUGAUGAUGGUGCCAUAACAGAAUCGCCUUUUGAUUUUCCUGGGUGCAAUUCAACUCUUGCACUGGAUGCCAUUUCUGGGGCUUUUUGUCCUUGGUGGUAGAACUGCUGGUACUUUCAGUGAAGCUUCUGGUACUUAAAUUGGCAGUUCUCAAAUUAUGACCUUCCAGACGUUUUGGACUUCACCACCCAGAAGUUUCAGCCAAUAUAGCCAGUGUUUAGGCAUUCUGAGUAUUGUCAAUUCCAAACCAUCUGGAAGUCCAAACACAGAUCCACUGCUCUAGAAGAUGACUUUUUUUAAUAUUAAGCAGCAAUAUUUUUUCCAAGCAUUCCCCCCACCCAGGUCAUUGCUGCAUCGAGACAGGUUGGCUUCAGUAUAGGCCAUAUCCUAGCUCAUGUAAGUAUAGAGUUCAGAGAACCACCCUCCUAAGAUUCACCAGAACAAAGCAGCUACCUCGGGGCAGCUGAUUUGGGAUGUCAGGAAAAUGCAGCAAGUUGUUAGCUUAUUACCAUCUGAUUAAUUAAUUUUAUUUAUUAGUAAAUAUUUUACUUUUAGGAAGGAGGAGAGGCACUUGUGUGAUUUUCUGCCUUAGGCAUCAAAAUAAUAUGGCUGUGCACAUUGACUUCAAGGAGCCAUUUGCUGUUCUGCCUCAAGCAGCAAAGUGUUCUGUCUUGAGUGGGCAAAAUGCAUUAAGCAAUGUGCAUGCUGUCUGGGGAUGAUGGGAGUUACUAUCCAACAAUCUGGAGAUUGCCAGGUUGGUGAAGACUGUAAAGACAUGCCUGCAAGUGCACAGAAAAUGCCAGAUAAUCUCUUGAAAGCAGACCCAUGCCUCAUUUUGAAGGAGAGGAGAGUUCACAACAGCCUGUACAAUGCUUUGCAGCUCCUAUUGUCUAACUCAACAAAUAUACAUAUAUAAAAUAAGCAUUUGUAUUCAGGUUUGCAGAAUUAAGCACAUAUAAUUAGUUGCCUUUGGGCAGGCAAUUAAGCACUCAUCCUCUCCCCUUCCCUGUAGAUUAAAAUCAAGAUAAGAGUUUUCCCAUUCCCAGUCUUGCUGUUGCUGGGGAUGAGAACAGGGAUGAUCUCUUGUUGCUCAUUAAUAUAAAUUUAGGAAUGGUCCCACUGCCUUUUGGCAUAAGGUCUUGUGUUGGCUUUAAAUUACUAACAUUGACUGCAGAUACCUAUGCAUUCUUUAGUUGCAAGGGUAGGGAACCUUUAAGAUGCAGGGAGGCAGGUUCAUCUCCUGGGUAGAAGCAGAGCUUGAUCCUUGCCAACAUGUUGGUUUGAGAAAAUCCAUUUACCAGCAUUUGAAAAUAACAACUUCAAGAAAAAUUGACCCCUUCAGAAUGGGCAGUAUGAUUUACAGAGCUAUGGUCUAAAGAAUAACUUAUUCCAGCUCUGCUUUUAUCCCUUCGCCUAUGAAGAAUUAAAAAGAGGAAAGACCUGGUUUCUGAAAGCUGAUCAGUAUAAUUUGACUUCCCCCUGACUAGCAGUGAAUUAACCACUGUAUCUCUCCUCUCCCAUUUUAAAGGCUUUAAGUAUCAAUAAAGGGAUUCAUUAAGCCCUCAGUCUGAGCCAUAUGAGCUGUUGCCACUCCAGAGCAUUGCACACACUUUCCUGAUGAACUUGGAAUGUCACCUACAAAAGAUGGCGGGAAAGUUGUUCUACAUGAGGACUACCCAAUAGUCAGAACCACUUGAGCCAUAUUGAGAAAGUCUUUCUUUUUUUAAUUACUGUUUUGUUUUCACAUACAUACUUGAAGCCAUAAUGUAGCUAUGAAUUGCCUUUUUUGUUGUUGUUGCUUUGCAUUAUAUUUAUUUGCUAUGCAUUAUACACUGCUUUUAACAACCCCCUUCCCCUCAGGUAUUAUUCAAAGGGAACUAAGCCAACAUUUUAAAUCAAGGUGGGAGACAUCUUCAGAUGCUCUUGGAUUGCAGCUCCCAUCAUCUCUGUAGCUUGACUAUGCUGGCUAGAGCUGAUGGAGGCUGCAGCCCAACAACAUCUGGUAAGCCACACAUUCCUCAUACUUGAUUUAGAGGUGCCUCAUAUAUCUGAAUAUCAGGCAGCAUUUUUUUUAAUUCAUUAUCUUCUUUGCCUAAUUCCAAGGCAGUUGCAAGAAAUGUGAAUAGUGUUCAGAUAUAUUUUUACAUACAGAGAAAAGUGUUAUUGCUUUGAAAUCACAUAAUUUGGAUUGAUGGGAUUUAGAUACACAUGGCUUGUACUUUGGAGAAGUGGCAGCUUUCUACUAAGAUCCUGAGCUGAAGGAAUACAGGGUCACCUUCUGUCUGCACUUGUUUUGCAAUUUGGAAUGACAGUUGUCUACAAUGUUCAACGUAAUACGCAGCCAGCCCUCAUUUUUCUUCUGGUCUUAAAAAACAAAAAAGGAGGGAAAGGGAGGUUUCUUUGGGAAUAUGAAAUAUGGUAUUGCAAUCAUCAAGCAAAAUAAAAUAAUUCCAUUCUACCUCCAUCAGAGAAGAUAAGAAGAGCCUUCUCCAUGAGGGACAUGGUGGUGCUUCUUCCCUCAGGAAAUGCAGAGAAUGCACCUCUUUUUUCACAUACUCCAAAUCAGUUUGUGGGGAAAGGUGAUUUAUUGCAUAGCAUAUCCAUGGGGAAUGCACUGGGUUGUUUACUGAAAAGCUGCUGCUUUUAUAUACCUUUUUUUAAAGUCUAAAAUUGUGAAGUGCCUCCUAUACUAUUGCACACUAUUGGCACUAAAAUUUAAAUAGUUAAAAUGUUUAAAAUGUUAAG